CGUAUAUUUAUGGCUCGCCUGCUUUCUUGGAGCUCGCAGCCACUACUUGAAUCGGGCACCCGUGUUGAGAUUACUUUGACGCCUCAAGGCCAAGGAAAACAGCAGAAGGUGAGACUUCAAGUCGGCUGCGGGUGUCGCGCACAGAUACAGAUCCAGACUGCUUGACUGUACAGAGAGCUGUCUAAUGGUCUCCUGGCCAGGGCUGUCUGUGUGAGAACAGGAUCUUAGAAGAGAAGAGCAGACACUUGCCGGUAGAGAAGAGUUUGACACAGAGAAUGGCCUCCGCCGGCAAUGACGGCGUGGGUAAAAGAGUGGCGCCUAUUAAACAAGAGGACUCGCAAUGCGGCACACCAGGGGACUUGUCUGUGAAGCUGGAGGAUUGUGAAGAAAGAAUUUCGGUUUUCAAAGAGGAGGAGACUGCUGACGUUAAAGUUGAAGACUCGGGAGAUGUCUCGGUUUGUCUUGAACGGCAAAACCUCGAACCUGGAGAGAGUUUCAAACGAGAGACUUCUGAAGAAUCUCAUUCCACUUUACAGCACUGGGUCACCAAAGCAGGGCAACUGGCUACUCGGCCGAAUUCUGCAGAACUGAAAUUGGAGUUUUCUGAGUUUGAAGAGAGAAUCGGUGAAGGAAACCGGACAGAUGAGGAGCGGCCGCCAUUUAGGAGUGGUGGAAUAACCUUUCAGAAGAAUUCCAGCAUCUCUACAUCUUCAUUUGCUGAGACCUCUCUUGAGUGCAGACUUCAACACAAACAGGACGAGGAGAAGAUGAAGAUGGCAACAAGAGGAUCAGAAAAUUUGACCCCUGCACCUUUCCAGUGUGGUUCCCUUCCUGCUGCCAAACACACACAGAUGGAAGCCAUCAGCACUGAGCGACAACAAGUAUAUAGUACAGACCAAGAAGCGUUACACACCAGCGAGGAGUGUGGCAAAACGUUUAAAAACGUAUCAGACUGUAAAGAUGUGUCCGUUCAUUCAACUAAGAAAUCGUAUGUCUGUCCUGAAUGUGGUAAACUCUUUCUGCAGCGAAGCAGUCUAAACAGACAUAAAAGAAAUCACGCUGGAGGGAAAAAACCCUGUUGUGCAGAGUGUGGAAAACGAUUCUCUAGUAACAGUGCUCUUCAGCAGCAUGCACGCGUUCAUACUGGAGAGAAGCCAUACAGCUGUGCCGAGUGUGGUAAAAGAUUUUCUUAUAAAAGCAAUCUUCAGAGUCAUUCAAAAAUUCACAGUGGACUCAAACCUUAUUGCUGCACUGAAUGUGGUAAGGGGUUCUCAAUAUUAAGUGGUUUUCGUAACCACGUAAGAAUUCACAGCGGAGAGAAGCCUUAUGGUUGCAGUGAAUGUGGCAAACGGUUCAUACUGAAAAGCGGCCUACGCAAUCACAUCAGAAUUCACACUGGAGAGAAACCUCACUGUUGUUUAGAAUGUGGCAAACGAUUCCUUGAUGGCAGCUCUCUUCAGAAGCACACGCGGAUUCACACUGGAGAAAAGCCGUACGUGUGUUCACAAUGUGGUAAAGGAUUCACUGAUAAUAGCUCUCUUCGGAGUCACAUGCAAAUUCAUACUGGGGAGAAGCCACACUGCUGUGCCGAAUGUGGCAAACGAUUCUCUAAACCGAACUCUCUUCGGCAGCACACACAAAUUCAUACUGGAGAGAAGCCAUAUUUCUGUCCUGAAUGUGGUAAGCGAUUUUCACAAAGAAGAGGCCUUAAGUACCACUUAAGCAAUCACGCUAAAGAGAAGAGAAUCAAGGCUAAGCCGGCAGUGAGAAAACAGCAACGGAUACUGUGCCGGGGCACGGAGAAUGACAAGUCUUAUCAAGAGAAACUUCCGGGAUUUCUCGUCUCCCUGCCUAUUACCAUCACUCUGUGCAAACUGCAAGAAGAGGCAGCAGAAGGGACAGUUCAGGUACUGCAGCAAGGUCGUGCUGCAAACUUACAGGAGUAGCAGUUAUGGUGGUGAAGAAGAAACGUCCUGACUAAAGCAUGACUGUUAGUGCAUUAAACACUCAUUUGGAGGAGUUCACUCUGAUAAAAUCCUCAUUGGUGUCCUGAAUGAAAAGUUUCUUACAAAAAGGUACACUUCAAUAGCACGCGAGAAUUCAUACUGGACAAACACCGGGUUCAGAACAGCUCUAUGUGUUUUGUUUUUUUUGGAUGGAUAUUGUCAGGUUCCAUGAAUGCUUUGCACUGGUUCAUUCGCCUAUGCAAUGGGUGUCAAACUCCAGGCCUGGAGGGCCGCAGUGACUGCAGGUUU
This is a messenger RNA of Polypterus senegalus (gray bichir), 2255 nucleotides long. RefSeq names its product gastrula zinc finger protein XlCGF57.1-like. Bases 276 to 1946 code for a protein of 556 amino acids. Gene Ontology annotation, biological process: negative regulation of transcription by RNA polymerase II. The transcript has 3 exons. NCBI's taxonomy places the organism in Eukaryota, Metazoa, Chordata, Cladistia, Polypteriformes, Polypteridae. The record is from RefSeq and is a predicted model, not a curated record. Gene Ontology annotation, molecular function: DNA-binding transcription repressor activity, RNA polymerase II-specific.